Molecule: messenger RNA, 1473 nt
Organism: Penicillium pulvis
Lineage: Eukaryota; Fungi; Ascomycota; Eurotiomycetes; Eurotiales; Aspergillaceae
Exons: 2
Coding region: 1-1473 (490 amino acids)
Source: RefSeq, a predicted model, not a curated record
AUGUUACACGGUGAUUUGAUCCUUUGGGGGGUCUUCACCUUCUACGCAUUCCAUCCCUUCUCAGAGUCAAUGUCAGGUGAGAGCAUUGACUGGGAAGCCUUUCAGCGUGCCGUGUUCCUUCUUAGCAUGAGAGGUGUGGACCGGCUAGGUGUGAUGAACGACGAAAUACUAUAUACCAAAGACUGGAGCACUAUAUACGUCUCCAACUUUACGCGGGUAUUUAGAAGUAUCAGCAUCUGGAGGGCUCGAGACGAGAAACCAAGCGACCACAAGCAUGCAUACAAGGAGAGUAUGGAAGAAAUCACCAAUGUUUUGGCCAUGGUACAGCCCUACCAAGAGUUGAGGCCACCGAGAGAAGACUGGUUGAAAGAGACUGCUUCCAGGCUUCUCGGUCCUGUUACCAAAGUGCAGGGCCUUCCUUUAAUUGAAGAUCUGACAAAACUGAUGAGGUUAUUACUCCAAUUGAAAGUGCAUGAGCGCAGGCGGAGAACACGCUUCCAGCCUUCCGCCAUUUACUCAUUUGACCCUAUUCAAGAUGACCUGGCAGAUAAAGUGACAGAGCAAUUUGGGAGACCACAGGAGAAACUCACCCACAAUAUAAUUUCCAAAGUGAUGAAAGAAUUCGUAUGCACCAGCUCUUUUGACGAUACUAAGCCACUCAUCAAUGACACUUCAAGCCAUCUGAUCGGUGCGCUUCUUUUGUUAUUACCCUAUAAAACAAUAUCGAAAUGGCUCGAAAUUGAGGACAAAGACAGGCAACUCAUUGUUAGAAAACUUCAUUUCUGGACCAAAGCUGAUGAUCGCGAGGAUACGCUCAAUGAUUUCACAUCCACGAGCUUGGCUAGGGUCCUAGACUACAACUCAUCUCCUAUCAUUAUUCUCAUCACUGGAAAGGACACAAAAACAUCAAAAACGGGAGCGAUGGGGGUUUAUCUACCUUCAUCAGAGUCGCCAAGCUCUAAGAAGGCAUAUGAGUAUGUCUUCUUUACCUUACAGCCACGCUUUCGCGCCAAGCGUUGGACUGGUAUUGAAAAAAAUCUUGACGGUAUCAUCAAUACACAAAUGGAGAGAUAUUCAGUUGGCCAUAUUUCGAAUGAACAAACCGUCGGAAGCAAAAGACCAUUCUGGCUGGGCAAUCCAGAAAAGGUUGAGACAUACAUGAGCUUUGACCCGAUACAAAGUAUCGCUUCUUUUAUAAUCUCCGAAUGUCAGAAGAGCCACGACAACGACGAAGUUGCUGGGGAUGUUGCUUUCCCACACCCUCCCAGUGAUGCGUCCGAGAUUCUAUUCGAUGCGGUGAAAGUUUUUCAGGUCGGUGUAAUCGACCCCGUCUCACCAUUCAGCGCCACGGGAAAUGAACACGAAGAAUCAAAUGACAAGACCAAAAAGGCCACGGAAGUCAUCAGGGGCGAGGAGCUGAAAAGGCGCAUUCAAGGGUUCGGGCCAGAUUCCUUACCUAAAGGUCUUCAGUAG